Chaetura pelagica (chimney swift) is the source of this 900-nucleotide messenger RNA. It is a transcript of the gene HSD17B3, whose product is annotated as hydroxysteroid (17-beta) dehydrogenase 3. The transcript is spliced from 11 exons. The record is from RefSeq and is a predicted model, not a curated record. Gene Ontology annotation, molecular function: oxidoreductase activity. Lineage: Eukaryota; Metazoa; Chordata; Aves; Apodiformes; Apodidae. Bases 1 to 900 code for a protein of 299 amino acids. Gene Ontology annotation, cellular component: endoplasmic reticulum.
AUGGAAGCAUUCCAGCAUCAGCUACUCACUUUUACUGGGGGUCUGAUCUGUUUCUGUAUUCUGGUAAAAUGCAUCAGAUUUAUGAAGUGUAUGUUCGCACAUAUCUGGAGUGCUUUGCCUCAGACUUUCUUUCGAUCACUGGGAGAAUGGGCAGUGGUCACAGGAGCAGGAGAUGGGCUUGGAAAAGCGUAUUCCUUUGAGCUGGCGAAACGUGGAUUAAAUGUAGUUAUGAUAAGCAGAACUCUAGAAAAACUGCAGAGAGUAGCCUCUGAAGUUGAGCAGGCCACUGGUCAAAAGGUGAAGAUUAUACAAGCUGAUUUCACAAAAAAUUCAGUAUAUGAGAGCAUUGAAAAAAGUCUGCAAGGUUUGGAUAUUGGUGUUCUGGUUAACAAUGUUGGAAUGCUUCAUAAUCCCCUUCCAUGCCGCUUCCUUAAUGGACCUGACAUAGAUGAGAACCUCAUCAACUGCAAUAUUAUUUCUGUUACAAAGAUGACAAGAAUAAUUUUGAAACAAAUGGAGCCCAGGAAAAAAGGUCUUAUUCUGAAUCUGUCUUCUGGUCUGGGUACUUUCCCUUGUCCGUUAUACACGAUGUACUCAGCUUCUAAGGCUUUUAUAAGCACUUUCUCCAAAGCACUGCAAGCAGAGUAUAAGGCAAAGGGAAUUAUCAUACAGGUGGUGGCACCUUAUGGCAUUUCUACUCCAAUGACAAUGUAUCAAAAACCUGGUCUUAUUACAAAGACGGCAGAAGAGUUUGUUAGUGAAUCACUAGAUUAUGUCACCUUUGGAGAUGAGAUUUUCGGAUGUUUAGCCCAUGAAAUGCUGCAACAUACUUCAGGAAGCAGUCCUGCAUGCAUUUACCAGCUAUCUGAAGAAGAGGUGGAGGAAACCCUAGCAGAGUAA